AUGAUUGGAAUUCUUGACGCAAAGUCUCUUUUAUCAUUGAAUUUUCGGCUUCCGCCGUCUGAUAUGGUUGACGUACUGACAACGCUCCUCUGCUCUUGGCGCGAAAGAGUCGAUUCAGUAUCUACGCUUUUCCUGUCGUCGCAAAUACUUGUACGAUUCGUCGGUCUUCUCAUAGGCCGAAGCCAGCGCCGAAGUCGUGUCUUCGUCCGACUCACGAAUCUCGUCCACACCGCUAUCCUUAUCUCUUUUGUCUCGCUUCUGAUGGAACAACGACGAAAUCCCUUUCUUUAUCUUUUUUCCCAAGCUCUUAAUAUUCUGUUUGCUAUCUUUCUUCCUCGUUUCUUCCUCUGGCUCUCUUUUGACCUCUCUCUUCUCCUCAUCGGUUUUCUGUCCUUUCCUCUUGUCAUCUCGUCUCGAGUCCCGAUCCCCGUCCCUCUCACCUCGAUCACUGGAACUUUUCAAAGAGGCGCUAAGACUCAGCCGUCUCUUUCUGACCCGAGAUCGUCUUUUUCGCCGGCAGUCGGAGAUGUUCCUCCGCCGUCACACUCGUCCUUCUUGCGAUGUCUGUCAUGGCUGACAGACCGCGGCUGUGCAGACGGACUUCUCUCUUUCCUGUGUUUUGAUUCAUCUUUUCUGUCUCUCGACCGGGAAAGUAAUUUGCUGAAAGGUCUCGAUUUUUUCUCCGGAGACGGCGUAGUCGACGUUGACGAUGAAGUCGACAGUACCGGAGACAAAGUCGGGCCUGCAUCGGAGUUAUUUCCCUUCGAGUUGUUUUUGUCUUUCUUUUGCCGAUAUUCAUUUUAUCUAUGGAUGUUCAUUUCUAUCUAUCUAUCUAUCUAUCUAAUAGUAAUGCUGUCAGAUUAUCUUCACUUUGAUGAUACAAAAGUCUUUUGUCUGAGAGUCAAUACAAUAGUCUCAUUGCAAAAUCUACAAUGCCCACGAGACUCUCUCCUCUUUCUCAGUCCGUAUUUCUCUGUCUCACCCAGUUUGUUCAUAUGUAUCUCCUGUCUGCCAACCAAUGGCAGUGUUGAUUCCUAUCUAUCUAUCUAUCUAUCUAUCUAUCAAUUCCUAUCUAUUUAUCUUUUUUACAAUCCGCGUAUGUCGAUAUGCACACACACGUACAAAUAUAUAUUCAGAGAUGUUGGAAGUUUCUCUGGCCGAUUAACUUUCCACAAUCGAUGA
This is a messenger RNA of Acanthosepion pharaonis, 1182 nucleotides long. Lineage: Eukaryota; Metazoa; Mollusca; Cephalopoda; Sepiida; Sepiidae. The record is from the annotation of a GenBank genome assembly.